UUGGAGAAGUUGUUUCUUUUGUUCAUGAUCAGGGCUGAGCCGCAGGACAGCAGCGGAAGUUUGAGCUCAGAGUCUGUGAUGCGGCAGCAGCACUCUGCAGCGCUGCUCUUGUAGUGAACGGACGGCUGCGGGCAGAAACCAGGCGAGUUCCUCACAGUCACCCAUUAACGGGACAGAUCACAGACGCUGUCAACAAACAUGGAUUUGGAAAGUAAAGUGAAGAAGAUGACGUUGGGCCAUGAAGAAGGAUCUGGAGCUCCGUGCUUAAAAUGUAAGGAUAAGUGUGAGGGAUUUGAACUUCACUUUUGGAGGAAAAUCUGUAGAAAUUGCAAAUGUGGUCAAGAAGAACAUAAUGUUCUUUCAAAUAAUGAAGAUGAUCGUAAAGUCGGCAAGCUGUUUGAGGACACAAAGUAUACAACCCUUAUUGCAAAGUUGAAAACUGAUGGGGUUCCCACCUACAAGCGGAAUGUAAUGAUUUUGACUAAUCCUGUGGCAGCAAAGAAAGAUGUGUCCAUCAAUACGGUCACCUAUGAAUGGGCACCACCAGUGCAAAACCAAACACUAGCCAGGCGUUACAUGGAACUGAUUCCAAAGGAGAAACAGCCUGUGGCUGGCUCAGAGGGCGCGCAGUACAGGAAGAAACAGUUGGCUAAGCAGCUGCCGGCUCAUGAUCAGGAUCCUUCUAAGUGUCAUGAACUGUCUCCUAAUGAGGUGAAGCAGAUGGAGCAGUUUGUGAAGAAAUACAAAGAUGAAAUACUUGGUGUAGGAGACAUCAAGCUGCCCAAAGAAGUGGUGGCACAAGCGGGGGAGAAAGGUACACCUGACAAUGGGAAUCGGAGCACACUUGCAACUGUGAAGGGUGGAGAAAACCAGUCCGCAGCUCCACAGGGAUCUUCUUACUACUGCUUCCGUUGCAAGGAGAACAUGAAGGAAGGUGACCCUGCUGUUUAUGCAGAACGAGCUGGCUAUGACAAGCUAUGGCAUCCUUCUUGCUUCGUCUGUUUCACCUGCAGUGAACUUCUAGUUGACAUGAUCUACUUCUGGAAAAAAGGAAAGCUUUAUUGUGGCCGACAUUACUGUGAUAGUGAGAAGCCACGUUGUGGAGGUUGUGAUGAGCUGAUCUUCAGCAAUGAAUACACUCAAGCAGAAGGUCAGAACUGGCAUCUGAAACACUUUUGUUGCUUUGAUUGUGACUGUGUUCUGGCUGGGGAAAUUUACGUGAUGGUGAAUGAUAAACCGGUGUGUAAGCCGUGCUAUGUGAAGAACCAUGCUGUGACAUGCCAAGGUUGCCACAAUGCCAUUGACCCUGAAAUUCAGCGUGUGAGCUAUAGUGGAUUCCAUUGGCAUGCCACAACAGAAUGCUUUCUGUGUUCAUGCUGCAGCAAGUGUCUGAUUGGCCAGAAGUUUAUGCCAAUAGAGGGGAUGGUCUUCUGCUCUGUCGACUGCAAAAAGAAAAUGGCUUCCUAAAGAGAAAGUUGACAUAUUAUCUUUUAAAUAGCUACAGUUUGCUAUUUUUUACAAAUUUAUAUGAAAAAGCAAAUGAAAGCUCACUUUUUUUUUUUUCCAGAUGCAUAAAUAAAAAAUGUAAGAGACAAAAAUACAUCUUCACAAUCUUUGCAAGUGGCUUAAAACCAAAACUGCUGCUUGAUUUCAUACAGAACCACCACACAUUUUGUCAUUUAAAUAUCUAAUGUCUUUUAACAUGUCACUGCCACUUUAUUGUUUUAAUAACUUGUUUUCUGCAGUGCAGCACUUUAAUGUAAAUGUUCAGCUUUGUUGAGUGAGGGAAAGAUCUAUAUUUUUUAUUUUUUUUUUUUUAGUUCAUUUUACAGCAGCUGCAUAUUGCCAGACUUUUGUAGUUUAAGAAAUGCAUCCUAUGACGGGUUGGAACUUGCUUUAAUUACAAUGAGCAUUGAACACAUUACAUAGUGCCUUUUGUUUUCUCUACUAAAUGCUGGAAUUUGUGAGUUCAGUGGUAUACUAGCACUAAUACACAAUGUAUUAGCCAUCGGAACUCUUAAGUUUGUAUAUUACUUUUGCCUGCAAUUAGCAGGCAGUAUAAAUGCUGUGUGUUCUAUUACACUAGCACUCAGCCAUUCCUUGAAGAGAUAUUGGUGCUUGUGUGGCAGAAAUCUAAUGUUUACAUUGUUAUUUGCCAACAAAUAGCCGCUAAUAAACUCAAAGUUCCUGUGGCUAAUACAUGGGCUACUUAAAGAGGCAGACCCAACUAAACCAAACAGUAUUUCCAACAUUAAGUGCAUGGAAUUGUUUAUUUGUUUUUGUAGUUAAAGUUUAAUCUAAAACCAUGACUUCUAAGAAAGUUUACACAUUACAAUAAAAUUUGCCAGGCAAGUAUGUCCUAUAAAUCAUCCAGGUUGCUUUUGUGAUUUAGAGGAAGUGGCAUGCUUCCUGCUGAUUGUAUGAUCCCAUUGUAUGUCUCAGUAAGUGAUCGCAGUAAUGGAAACAACACAAUUAUUAUUUGCAUGCUGUUUACCAAAUGAAACUAUGCAAAUGUAAGCCUUCUAAAUUAUGUUGAUGUUUGUGCACUUUCAGAAAUUAAUUAAUAAAAGGGCUUUUGCUAACCUA
Messenger RNA from Pseudophryne corroboree (corroboree frog), 2586 nucleotides. RefSeq names its product testin LIM domain protein (gene TES). The record is from RefSeq and is a predicted model, not a curated record. Gene Ontology annotation, molecular function: zinc ion binding. Bases 199 to 1467 code for a protein of 422 amino acids. NCBI's taxonomy places the organism in Eukaryota, Metazoa, Chordata, Amphibia, Anura, Myobatrachidae. The transcript is spliced from 7 exons.